AUGACGGGACCUGUGGAUAUGGCCAACCAGACCUCAAGCCUCUCAGAAGUGGAAGAGGAGGAAACUCUCUUGUGGGAGAAGAUCGAAAGUGUGCGGCAUCAGCUCACCCGCUCUCUGAACCCGGCAAAGCUGACGCCGUACCUGCGCCAAUGUCGUGUGAUAGAUGAGCAGGAUGAAGAGGAGGUGCUGAGUGCCUACCGGUUUCCAUGUAAGAGCAACCGCACAGGACUCCUCAUGGAUAUCCUUCGAAGCCGAGGGAAGCGGGGCUAUGAAGCAUUCCUAGAGUCCUUGGAGUUCUAUUAUCCUGAACAUUUCACCCAAUUGACAGGGAAGCAGCCAGUGCAGCGCUUUUCUAUGAUCCUGGAUGAGGAGGGGCCUGAAGGCCUGACGCAGUUCCUGAUGAUGGAAGUGAAGAAGGCGAGGGCCCAAAGGAAAGGGCAUCUGGCCAAAGAGCACCAGCUCCAGGUGAAGAACCAGGCCUUGCAGGAGGAGGUCACCCAGCUGAAGCAGCAGCUCCAGGAACUGCAGAAGGUGCAAGAGCGUUGCCAGAGGUUCCAGGAGGAGUGGGAUUCCAACAGCAUGGAGCUGCUGAGGCUGAAGGAUGAAAACUACAUGCUGGCCAUGCGCUAUGCGCAGCUGUGCGAGGAGAAGAGUGCCGCCGUCCUUCGGAGCAGGGACUUGCAACUGGGGGUUGAUCAAUUGAAGUGCAAGGUGAGCAGCCUGGAGGAAGAGUGCUCCGUGCUCAAGAAACAGGCGUCGGAGGCUCCCCAACGGGAGGUGGAAGAGCAUGGCCUCACAGACACCCUAUCAGAGAUGCAAGCAGAGAACCAGAGGCUCAUAGCUUCGCUUCAGGAGCUGCAGAACGUGGUGCAGAUGGCAGGUGAAGGCCGGGUGCCAGGCUCUGAGCGGAUCCUUCUGGAUAUUCUGGAGCAUGACUGGAAGGAAGCACAAGCUGACCGCCAGGAACUUUGCCAGAAACUAGACUCUGUGCAAAAUGAGCUGCAGUGGGCAGAGGAAUUGAGAGACAAGUACCUGCAGGAGGUGGAGAUCCUCCAACUGAAGUACCAGACUCUUCAGAAGAACUGUGAUCUGUACAAGCACAGAAUGAAUACUGUGCUGUCUCAGUUGGAGGAGAUCGAAAAAGAAAGAGAUCAGGCAAUCCGGAGCCGAGAUGGCAUUCAGCUGCAGUACUCCCAAAGCCUCAUUGAGAAGGACCUGUACCGCAAGCGUGUUCGUGCCUUGGAAGAGGAGAGGGAUGAGUUGCUGAGCAAACUGACCCAGGCCGAAGGCAAGAUCAGCACACUAGAGGCCCAGCUGCAGCGAUGCCAUUGUGCCAGGGCCUUGGGCAAGAAGAUGUGUUCCUCUUCCCAUUCACUCUGUUCCAUCCUAAGCAGCACCUGGAGCAUUACUGAGAAACCUUCCAUCCUGGAGGACAGAGAUGUAGAUACACUUGGUGUCCUGGACAUUGUCUUUCCUGAGGACUGCAUCAACCAGAAAAUGGAAGUGACUCCAGACAGAGAAAAGGAAAUUAACCGCCUUUCCAUCUUUCCCUUCCCACCUUGUGCUGGCUCCAUACUUCGAAGGCAACGUGAAAAUGGAUGGAUGCACUCCAAGAGUCAGUCUUAUGGGUCCUUUGGCAGCAUGGAAGACUUAACAGGAAGUGUUACGACUACUGUCUCGUCUGCCAAAUCACCCUCUUCUUCCAUCAGUGCGCACACCAGGGCCAAGUCAGAAAUUUACUUGUCCCGCACUUCUGACCGGCAGGAGUUUGCCAGGAGAUCUGUGGUGGUGCAGUUGCCCAGCGCAGGUCAGCUGAGCACUCCGGCGCCUCAAAACAGGGGACUUGCCGGGGAUAUCUCCAUCCUUGGAGGAAACAGGACUGGGAUUUUUGUUCAGUGGGUGAGGCCAGGUUCUGAAGCAGAGAGUGUGGGACUUCGAGAGGGAUACCGGCUCCUAGAGCUUAGGGGGACGCAGCUAAAUGGGCAGGUUCUCUCCCUGGAGAAUUGUACCCGUGAGGUCGCUUAUCUGAGCCUGUUACACUGGGAUGACCCAUCUGCUCUCAACUUUCUGCCUGAUAUGAAAGGAUACCAGCCUCUCAAAGAGGCUCUGGAUGCUGGGAAGAAGGUUCCUGGGGACUCAUUCUAUGUGCGGGCCAACCUGACCCUCCUGGACCUUGUGGAUUCUUAUGCCCUGUGUGUGAAGUGUCGGGAGAUCCUUCACGUCACAGACACCUUGCACAAGGGGCGGCUGGAGUGGUACUGUGCCCGAGUGGACCCCUUCACCCUUCGAGACUUGGACAGGGGCACCGUGCCUAAUUACAACAGGGCUCUGCAGCUUCUGAAGCUACAGGAGAAAGGUCUGGCGGGGGCCCAGCAGAAAGGCUGCAGGACGAAGCUGAAAAAACGGGCCCUGGACCAACUCCGCCUGGUGAAGUACAGACAGCAGGGGGAUCAGGAGGAAGCCUCCUUGCAGGAUCCUGGCUCAGAUGGAAUUGCAAAACCCUACAGUCCGGUACUCCCUCUGGUGAUUCAGACGCGUCGUCCUGUGGUAUUUUCGCCCAAUUUCUUAGCACCCCGGCUCAUUAGGAACUUGCUGGACCUCCCUUCCUCUCAUCAGGACUUCUGUGUGUACACAGCAGCUGAAGAACGACUCUUCUCUUCCACCGCCAAACAUAAUGGUAAUGGGAUUUCUCAAAGCCAGAGAGAUUUUGGGAGGAUCCAAGCCAUCCAGGAGGCUAUUGGAAAGAAUAAACAUUGCCUGCUAGAGCUGGAAGUCCAGGUGGUGACGGAUCUAAUUAAAAGUGAAAUAUAUCCCAUUGUUAUCCACGUCGAGGUCACUGCGAAGAAUAUCAGGGGAGUCAGGAGCUUGCUGGGGAAGACAGGGCUGCGUGAUUCUGAGGUGCUGAAGCAAUGUGGGAGAGCCGAGCAGAACCUCCACACCUUACCUUGCUUGUGGGCCUGGGUGGAUUCUCAGUCCUGGAGUAGUGCAGGGGAGUUGGUAAAGGUGGUAAAGGCCCGCAUUUUCCAGGAACAGACCAGGAUCGUAUGGGCUGAAGACCAUGAAAUGUGA
This is a messenger RNA of Euleptes europaea (tarantolino), 3069 nucleotides long. RefSeq names its product caspase recruitment domain family member 10 (gene CARD10). The transcript is spliced from 21 exons. Gene Ontology annotation, molecular function: protein binding. Gene Ontology annotation, biological process: regulation of apoptotic process. NCBI's taxonomy places the organism in Eukaryota, Metazoa, Chordata, Lepidosauria, Squamata, Sphaerodactylidae. The record is from RefSeq and is a predicted model, not a curated record. The coding region runs from base 1 to 3069 and encodes 1022 amino acids.